Molecule: messenger RNA, 393 nt
Organism: Morchella sextelata
Lineage: Eukaryota; Fungi; Ascomycota; Pezizomycetes; Pezizales; Morchellaceae
Exons: 2
Coding region: 1-393 (130 amino acids)
Source: RefSeq, a predicted model, not a curated record
AUGAGCGGAUCAGGAUUCUACAGGUUCCGCUGCAAGAACUUCCUCACCUACAACUGCGAGAACUGGGUCUGGGUCAACCACUCUGCCUGCGCCGAAUGCGUGGCUGCCGGACGAGACAACACAGACGGUGAACUGCGGACCGAUGAUCGCCGUAGUGCUUCAUCUGCAGUGUCGCCUUGCGUGAUCAUCUCCCCCAGACGAAGUGCUGCUACUGUGGUAGGCCUCGACUUCCUCCACCUCUUCUCCUUCGCAGAGGAGGAGGAGAAGAAGGAGAAGGACACGGCGGCGGCGGCGAUGCUGGAGUCUCGGAAAUUCUGCGAUCUUGAUUGUGGUGAAGAUGUACCUGGGAGCUGGGAAACGGCGGUGAAGGUCCAUCCCUGCUGCAAGCACUGA